AGGUCCCUAUUUCUACAUUUCGGCUUUUUACCAAUUAUAUGCACGAACAUGUUCUCUUCUUCCAGUUGCCAGUGCUUUCUUCUUCACAGAGAUCAAAAGUAGAGCCUUUCCGAAAUUGUUCCCCGGAUUAAUCCAAAAACUGUGGGUCAAAUGGGAGCUCGAAGGAAUGGUCUUACUCAGCCUGCUUCUCCAGUUUGUACUUCUUUGGGUUGGCCAUCGUCGGAGAAAGCAAGGCAAAUGUUCUCAUUAUGUUGCUAUCUUUGCUUGGUUUUCAUACGUAUCGGCAGAUUGGGUAACCACUGUUGCCUUAAGUGCCCUCCUCAAGGCCAAAGUGAAGGAGCUAACCAAUGAACUGGUUGUGUUUUGGACGCCAUUCUUGCUCUUGCACCUCGGUGGUCCACACACCAUCAGUGCCUAUGCCUUGACAGACAACGAGCUUUGGUUGAGGUCCUUUCUUGGCCUCGUUAUCCAAGUUGGGGUGGCUAUGUAUGCCUACGUAAAGUUUGGGACGAAUAACACACUCAGAUACAGCGCCAUCCCGAUGUUCAUUACCGGAAUCAUCAAGUAUGUAGAAAGGAUUUGGAUUCUCAGAGAUGCAAGCUACAAGCAAUUUAGCAACUCUGUUUUCUCAUCCACCAGCAGCAACACACUUGAUACCACUCAAACUAGUGAUUCAACGUGCAAUCAUCAUCCUCAGACCUUGGACGAGUUUUUAAGAGACAAAAAUGUUAUCGAAGAAGGCAAAUCUUUCUAUAAAGCUUAUUAUCUAUAUAAGAUGUACAUACCUCUCUUUUCAGAGCUCAGGCUCAGGAUUUAUAGAAAUUUACGGGACAAGUUCAUGCUCCCCUACACCAUAUCCGCUGAAGAUGCCUUCAAAAUUGUACAAAUUGAGCUAGAGUUCUUGUGUGACAAGCUCUAUACCAAGAGUAUCAUUCUGCAAUCUACAAAAGGAGUAAUCCUCCAGGGUAUCUGCUUUUUGUCAACUUUUGCAGCAGUGAUUACCUUCUCUAUCACAGUUGGUAAUUACCAUUAUCCAAGGGAGGACAUUUGCAUAACUUACUUGCUGUUGGGUGGAGCAAUCUUUGUUGACAUUUGCUCAGCUAUUUCGCACGCUUUUUCUGAUUGGACCAUUUACCGUUUAUCCAGUCCGACCAACUCAGUGCAUAAGUUUGUGGGUUACUCAAUUGCUUCCUGGCUAGUUCGUUGCAAGGCCAAGAAGAAGGGAAUAACAUAUAUGGCACAACAUAGCCUGAUAGAUUAUUGCCUCAAGGUCAAGACAUCUUCGUGGAGUUCAAUUUUGAGAGUACCUGACAUCGAAGAAUUUAGGGAGAAGUUUUGCCACACUUCUUGGGAAAAGGUGGAUUCAAAUCUGAAGAAAUUCAUCCUCUCGCAUCUUCAACAGAAGUUUAAGCGGUAUCAAAACAUUAAAGAUGAGGCGUCAGGAGAGAAAAUUGAUAAAAGCUUUGAGGAAUUUGACCAUCUGUUCCUCAUAAAGAUGCUGAACGAGAGGGGUGAUCAUGUGCUUCAGCGAAUGGAAAUUCCUCUUAAGGAUGAGUUUAAAUGGAGCAUUCUUGAUGUAGAAUUCGGUCACAGCAUUCUUUUGUGGCAUAUUGCAACGUUUCUUCUCUUCUACGAUGAUCACAGAAGAUAUUCUAGCAGUGUUCUGGGUUUACAUUGCCGAAUUAGCAAGCUGUUGUCAGAUUAUAUGAUGUAUCUCCUCAUGGCGCGGCCGCUCAUGCUUCCUAAAGGGAUUGGUCAAGUGAGGAUAAGAGAUACUCAAACAGAGGUGAUAACAUUCUUAGCCCAAGAGAAGUCACUAAAUAACAAUGAUGUUGCCAGUGCUUUGCUUGACAGGCAAAACAAAUUUCCACCGCCACUAAUUCAUAGCAAGUCAGUGUUGAAGGAUGGCUGUAGGCUGGCGUCUAUGUUGAAGGCAUUGGUGGAGGAAUUGCUGUGGGAUCCUGAAGAAAAAUGGGAGAUGAUAGCAAAUGUGUGGAUGGAAAUGCUGGUAUUUGCCGCAAGCAAAUGCAGAUGGAAACAUCAUGAAACGCACCUUAGGCAUGGUGGGGAGCUGCUUACCCACGUAGCACUUCUUAUGGCACAUCUUGGCCUAACCGAACACAUCCGAAUUGUGCAAAAGCCAAGUGCUGAGGUGCAAUCUUUGAAGUGGGACUGGGAACGACAUUCUCAUAUGUCUGAUUACCUUGCAUAAGAUUAUCUUUUCAAAGACAAAAUACCUUAUUAAAAGCCCGUUUUAGUUUCUUAAAAGUUGUUAUAAAAGUGUUGUUUGAUCACACGACUUCUCAAGAGGCUUGUAUUAUGAAAUUAUAUAGAAUAGUCAUGGGAUAUGAAUUUGCUAUAUUAAUUUUCUUUUUUCAUUGAGGUAUUUUCCAAAUUGGAUGAGAUUAAUUAAUACCCUUAGCACUU
Messenger RNA from Rubroshorea leprosula, 2427 nucleotides. The record is from the annotation of a GenBank genome assembly. NCBI's taxonomy places the organism in Eukaryota, Viridiplantae, Streptophyta, Magnoliopsida, Malvales, Dipterocarpaceae.